AUGGCUGGAGACUUCUAUGGAAUACCAGACGCGCCCAUUAUAAAUCCAUCGUUUCCGGACAGGGUCGAUGAUGGUGCUCGUCAAAGAUUCAAAAAUGCUUACAAUACUUUGGCGGUUACUCCAAAUGAGGGAAAAUACAAGGUUUGAUUUAAUGUAAAAUUUAGAACCGCGAGCUUGUGCCUAUCGUGCAGUUUAAUGCUGAGUUGGAAGGUACUGAUGCAGCCAAUGCUGAAUAUGUCUAUGAUCAUGAUAGUUUAAUAAUAUCUAAAUACCCAAACACAUAGCUUGUCCUAAGUCUUCGGGUUUUGGCAGUCAACGCCGCUACAAUUUUUUUUCCCUGCAAGGAAAUUUUGCCCGAUAAUCUAAAAGCGAUGCCUGCGGGGGACGCUAAAAGAAAAAUUUAAUCUGAAACAGUUCUAAAAUUGUUUGAAAAUUAUUCUUUCAACUUAACUGCUUUUGCCAAUAAAAACCGUUAAAAUCACGGUAUAAUCUUAUUUCAGCCAUCAAAUUAGGUGAGAUAGUCUAAUCUUCGCGCCUUGCGCCUUCGCGUCUUUUUGUCGCGCCUUUUUUUUCGCGCCUUUUAUCGCUUCUUGCGCCAUUUUUUCACGUCUUUUUUUCCAUCCUUGUUUUGCGUUUUUUUCGAGAUAGUAGUCUACUGAUCUGAAAUAAAGAUCAAAAUCCCACCAAAAAAAUAAAUAUAUAAAGAUCUAGUAAUAAUAAUAUUCAAAUAAAGAUCAAGGUCCCAAAGAUCCACCAUGGAUGAUGCACAAAAUGAAGUCGCUAAUCCACCAUCGUCGGAAAGCGUUAGCCAACGGCCAAGAUCUGUUAUUUAAAAGUCUUCGCAAUCGUGUAAACCACGAACGAAAACUUAGCCGUAGUAAGUUUUUCGAUACUGAAGUCAAAGAGCUUAAAUCCACUAACCCUAAGCUGUGGUGGAAGUCUGUCAAAAACUGUGUGGUAUGGUUCUACUUGCUCGCAGUAAUGAUUUUUAACAUCUUCUAAAUCCUCCCUUAAUAGACGAAGACGUCGACGGAAUAUCUCUUUCAAAUCUUGCUAAUAUCAUCAAUCAAACUUUUCUGUCACCCAUGAAUGUGUUCCGACCUUUAGUUCCUGAUUGUCCCACAUGUCAUGAGUCGUUCCGUAAUACCGGUUACCUUUUGAGAAAUUAUCCAACAUCAAAACUUCGAAGGCAUCCGGUCCCGACACCAUUCCCGGUUAGGUGUUGAAAUAGAACGCCGAUAUCCGGGGUCUUCCAGUUUGCAAGAUUUUAAAUUCAUCCUACCAAGAGAACCGAUUACCGUCGUCCAGUAACAAUAAUUCUUGUAUAUUUUGAGUUUAUUUUGUAUGAAAGUAGCCGAACGAGUUCGUGUUGAUAAACAAAGUCUGAGGCUCUCCAAUCCUUUAAAGUUGUAAAUCCCAUUUCGAGGCGUUACAAAGCUAAUACACCAAGUUUCCUUCUCAAAUUUCUUCUUGUAUGCUUCUGUUUCUGUCAGAAUCGUAACCAAGGCAAAAACGCGAACAACAACCAUACUGUAAUACAAAUAUAUGUAUGUAUGUAUGUAUGUAUAAAUCUUUAUUAAAAUAUUAAAAGCAACACCUCACAACAAACGUGCGGGCUUACAAUUUGCACUUACUUAUCAAUAAUUAUUAUACUAAUUACUGUAUUAGUAUUGAUAUUAUUAAUUAAUAGAGCUAAAAUACCAUUAUUAUAAUGAAUAUUAUAUACAAAAGUGCGGCCCCAGAAUCGGGUGGCGGAUGCGUUAUCCAGUCUUAUUUCCGAUCAGUGGACUAAUGAAAAAAGGCGCGAAACAAGCAUAGAAAAAAGAUGCGAAAAAAUAGCGCGAGACGCAAAAAAAUGCGCGAAAAGAAUGCGCGAAAAAAAGACGCGAAGCGAGACAAAAACACGCGAAAGCGCGAGGGCGAAGAUUAGACUAUCUCAAAUUAGGUUGCUCUCCUGUACAUUUAAGUUUUUCUCUUUUUGCUCUUUUUUACAGUUGCUCUCUUAAGCUAAAUUUGCUCUAUUAAACUAAACAGGAAAAGCAAUGCAGGUUUUUAAAAAAAUUUUAAGCGGCGAAUUUCAUAAACUUUAAACAUUGAAAGUUUGCUAAGCUUGCCCUAUAUUUCUCGAUUUUCCAUAGUAAGAAAUGGAAAGUGAUUAGUUAUGAUAUUUUGAACGAUAUAAUCAUUUUGAAGGAGCAAUUAGACAAACUGCUAAAAUUGCUUGCUGACGACACCAAGAACGCAGGCAAACCAGGAAAAUGUCUCCACAGCAACAGAGAAUGGGAUGAGGCUACAGGUGGAUGGUGGCCAUUUGGAGUACCAUAUCGUUAUGGCCAAAUGAUGAAACUUGCUGAAAAAAAUUAUGAUCAUUUCCAGCCUCAGGCUAAAACAGCCUACGUUGUUGGACAUGAACUCGCAAUUGAGAAAGCUCUUGAAGCAGGUACA
This is a messenger RNA of Paramuricea clavata, 2445 nucleotides long. The record is from the annotation of a GenBank genome assembly. NCBI's taxonomy places the organism in Eukaryota, Metazoa, Cnidaria, Anthozoa, Malacalcyonacea, Plexauridae.